This is a messenger RNA of Mirounga angustirostris (Northern elephant seal), 1301 nucleotides long. RefSeq names its product testis expressed 13B (gene TEX13B). NCBI's taxonomy places the organism in Eukaryota, Metazoa, Chordata, Mammalia, Carnivora, Phocidae. The transcript has a single exon. The record is from RefSeq and is a predicted model, not a curated record. Gene Ontology annotation, molecular function: mRNA binding. The coding region runs from base 1 to 1248 and encodes 415 amino acids.
AUGUCCUUGAAACCUGACGACCCCAGUGCUGGGUUCCAGCACAACAAUGUGGUGGCCUUCAUCAAUGAGAAGAUGGCCGGGCACACGAAAGGCCCCGAGUUCUACCUCGAGAAUAUAUCCCUGUCCUGGGAGGAGGUAGAGAACAAGCUCAGGGCCAUCCUGGAGGACAGCGCGGUGCCCAGCGAGGCCAAAGACGCCUGUGCCUGGAGCAGCCUCGCCCUGGGCGUGCGCAUUGCCCGCAGGCAGAGCCAGUUAUACAAGAACAGGGUACAGUGGCUGCACGAUUUUGCCAGACUGCAUAAGUCUGCUGCACAGACCUUGGCCACUGACCUAAAGAUGCUCACAGCGCAGCAGGAGAUGGAGCGCAAGGAGUCAGCCUUCCGGCUGUGGCAGACACAAGCAAACCUGGCGGAGAUGCAGAAGGAACGGGACCUCCUGAGGUGGAAGCUCUUCCAGGUUGUAAGAUUAUCUCUACUUGAUCCCCACCCCAUCUCCCUGCCCCGUCCCCAGAAUGGGUCUCAACCCUGCUCUCCUAUCUCCCAACAGCUGGGGUGUACCAGGGAGCGGGGCCAGGCCUCCAUGAAGCCAGGCCUGGCCACUGCCAGUGGGGCUGGGACAGAAGGGGCCCAUGAGGAGGAGGAAUCCCAAGCUGCUGCUACUUUUGCUACUGCUGUUGGUACCACAGGAAGAGGAAGAAGACAGAAGGAUACACUGGGGGCAGAAGCCACAAGGGAGCUGGGUGGAGGCCUCAUGCACCUGGUUGGAGCCAUGGAGCGGAAAAAUUACACCACUGGUGGGCAGAGGGAGGGAGAUCUCAGGUCAGUGGAAACAGCCAUGUUUUAUUUCUCUGGGACCCUCAAGCCCGGGCCCACAGUCACACCAUCACCCCUCCCUGUCCAGCUCCCUGCCUCAUUCACAUACUCCUACUCAUGCGCCUCAUCCCCUUUCCCACCUGCACCCGCACCAUUCCCACCAGCAGCAACAUUCACAGCAGGAGCUCCAUCUCAGACAUCUCCCCACCGGCAGCCCUCUGAUGUUAGCUUGUGGUCUGAUGGGGGGUCCCAGGGAACAGGCCCUCAAGAAUCCCAAAGAGACAGGAGAGACUAUGAACCCCAUCAGCAGAGAAGACCUCCCAUGUUUCGCAGGCCUGGGGAUUGGGACUGCCCUUGGUGUAAAGCUGUGAAUUUUUCACGGAGGGAAAUUUGCUUCCGCUGUGGGAGGGGAAUCUGGCUGCAAAGCCCUCAGUAAUUUUAGAAAUGUGAAACCCCUGAACAAAAACAUAUACCAGUGGGAAAUCAAUU